AUGCACGUCUGCUGCCUGUCUGCUGCCACACCACUCUCAGGGUCGCCCUCACACAACCUUCGUUCGCACGCGCAUCACUACCUCGACUUCAUCCUCGCUCGGCUCCAUCCCGCACCCACUUCACUUCCUCCAUCCAUCACGCAAUCGCACUCGCAGUCUGCAGCUGAGCUUUUGGCGGCGCUCCUCCUUCUCUGUCCACGCCCAUCACCCCAGAGACGUCACCGAUACAUCGCCGCCCCAUCACAGAUCGCUUCGACUGUCAAACAGCAAUCUUUCCGCAGCUCGGCACUCAGUGGACUGGCUCAACGUAAAUCCUUCAACUUACCCCGCAGCCACUCGCAGCUGGCUGAGCGUGCUAGAGUCACCGCCGCCAUGGCCAUCUUCAAGAGGAAUGCGCGCGCUACCGACGCCGGUGACGCCGUCCGCAACGGUUCCACCAACGACGCCGACAGCGACGCAUCGUCCGCAAAGGGUCUGCGCAAGUUCGCACAGCGCAAACCCGCCAACACCGCCUUCAAGCAGCAGCGCUUGAAAGCAUGGCAGCCCAUUCUCACGCCGCGCACCGUCCUCCCCACCUUCUUCCUGGUGGCGCUUAUCUUUGCGCCCAUCGGCGCCGUGCUCUACUACUUUGCAGAGCAGGUCAACGAGUUCACCCUCGACUACACACAGUGCUCCACCGCGCCCGCAACCCCAACCCAGGCGCAGAUCCCCUCGAGCAAGUACGACUACCAGCUGCACGACAAGAAUACGAGCAACUUCCAGCCACCCACCUGGUCCUGGGACGCCGGCUCCAAGACGUGCAACCUCUACUUUAGCGUGCCCAGCCGUCUCGACUCGAGCGUCUUCCUCUACUACAAGCUCACCAACUACUACCAGAACCACCGUCGCUACGUCAAGUCCAUCGACUCGAACCAGCUCAAGGGCGACUCGGUCGCCUACGGCACCAUCAAGGGCGGCACCUGCAAGCCCGUCGACGUCGACCCCGCCACCAACAAGAUCUACUACCCGUGCGGCCUCAUCGCCAACUCGGUCUUCAACGACACCUUCAGCAACCCCGUGCUGCUCAACGUCGCCGGCUCCGACUCGGCCAACCAGACGUACGUCAUGAGCGAAAAGAACAUCGUCUGGCCCGGAGAGAAGGACAAGUACAAAAAGUCAAAGUACGCCGCCGAUCAGAUCGUCCCGCCGCCCUUCUGGCAGGGCGCCACGGGCGAGUUUGGCUUCCCCAACGGCUACUCGGACGGCCAGGUGUUCGACCCGAGCGAGAACGAGCACUUCAUGGUGUGGAUGCGCGUCGCCGGUCUGCCCACCUUCCGCAAGCUGUACAAGCGCAACGACACGGCUGCCAUGGAGCCGGGACGGUAUCUGCUGCAGGUCGUCGACAACUAUCCCGUCAGCAUGUUUGACGGCACCAAGAGCGUCGUGUUUAGCACCUCGUCCUGGGUCGGCGGGCGCAAUCCGUUCCUGGGGCUCUCGUUCAUCGCCGUCGCCGCGCUCUCGGUGCUGCUCGGACUCAUCUUUACCGCGCGCCAUCUGAUCAAGCCCAGGAAGCUCGGCGACAUGAGCUACCUCUCCUGGAACCAGCCCGACUCCAAGUGA
Messenger RNA from Moesziomyces antarcticus, 1599 nucleotides. Its product is annotated as transcription regulator. NCBI's taxonomy places the organism in Eukaryota, Fungi, Basidiomycota, Ustilaginomycetes, Ustilaginales, Ustilaginaceae. The coding region runs from base 1 to 1599 and encodes 532 amino acids. The transcript has a single exon. Gene Ontology annotation, cellular component: plasma membrane; Golgi apparatus; endoplasmic reticulum. The record is from RefSeq and is a predicted model, not a curated record.